This is a messenger RNA of Dipodomys ordii (Ord's kangaroo rat), 1061 nucleotides long. Its product is annotated as E3 ubiquitin-protein ligase TRIM39. Gene Ontology annotation, biological process: protein stabilization; negative regulation of proteasomal ubiquitin-dependent protein catabolic process; positive regulation of apoptotic signaling pathway. Lineage: Eukaryota; Metazoa; Chordata; Mammalia; Rodentia; Heteromyidae. The record is from RefSeq and is a predicted model, not a curated record. Bases 211 to 996 code for a protein of 261 amino acids. Gene Ontology annotation, molecular function: zinc ion binding. The transcript has 3 exons.
CAUAUGUAUAUAUAAUUUAAGAAAUCUUAAUCCUUUGGCUUAUAUGGUACUUUUUAAGUCCCACAUUCCUUUUUAAACUAUUAAAUCAAAGUAGGAUACAUUGGUCUGGAAUUGUUGGUUCUAAGGUUACAAGUAAGAUCUCCUGGGCCAGAACACAUAUGUAGAUUUUGGAUUAUACCUUCUGUUUCUUUUCUCCUUGGAAGUUAAAUAAUGGCAGAGACAAGUCUGUUAGAGGCCGGGGCCUCUGCAGCCUCCACAGCUGCUGCUCUGGAGAACCUACAGGUGGAGGCGAGCUGCUCUGUGUGCCUGGAGUAUCUGAAGGAGCCUGUCAUCAUCGAGUGUGGGCAUAACUUCUGUAAAGCUUGUAUUACCCGCUGGUGGGAGGACCUAGAGAGGGACUUCCCUUGUCCUGUCUGUCGGAAGACAUCUCGCUACCGCAGUCUUCGGCCUAAUCGGCAGCUAGGCAGUAUGGUGGAAAUUGCCAAGCAGCUCCAAGCUGUUAAACGGAAGAUCCGAGAUGAGAUACUCUGCUCCCAGCAUCAUGAAGCCCUCAGCCUCUUCUGCUAUGAAGACCAGGAAGCUGUAUGCUUGAUAUGUGCCAUUUCCCACACCCACCGGGCCCACACCGUUGUUCCAUUGGAUGAUGCAACACAGGAGUACAAGGAAAAACUGCAGAAGUGCCUGGAGCCCCUGGAAUACAAGCUGCAGGAAAUCACCCGCUGCAAAUCCUCUGAGGAAAAGAAGCCAGGGGAGCUCAAGAGACUAGUGGAGAAUCGCCGACAGCAGAUCUUAAAGGAGUUUGAAGAGCUUCAUAGGCGGCUGGAUGAAGAGCAGCAGAUUCUGCUUUCACGACUGGAGGAGGAGGAACAGGACAUUCUACAGCAACUGCGUGAAAAUGCUGCCCAUCUGGGGGACAAGCGCCGGGACCUAGCCCACCUGGCUGCUGAGGUGGAGGACAAGUGCUUCCAGUCUGGCUUCGAGAUGCUGAAGGUUUGACCUUUGCCCUUGCAUAGCUCCUCAGGCCAAGCACAGUAUAGCUUUGUAGUCUAGUCUGUCAGUCU